CUGGUGCGGGAGGCGGAGCUGUGUCAGAUCUGCCCUGAAGUGGGCGGUGGGAAGGCCACGGGACUGACAGGUCGCAGGGAGCCAGCUGGGCGCACCCAGUCACCGGUGCAGUUGGGAACCCUGGUCUCUGACCUCUGUCCAGACACGCCUACACGGGGGCCAUAAAACCCUGAGAAACGUGGGUGGGGAGGCGCGGGCCCAGUGUCUGAGUUACUGACUACGUGGAUCUGGGACUCCAGGUCCCCGAGAGCACCCUCUACGCUGAGAAGGGGACUGCGGCAUGAGGAGGCUCCUCCUGGUUGCCAGCCUGGCGGCUCUGCUGCUGGGGGAGGCAGGCUCGGCUUCCAAGCCCCAGGUCCUCAUCAAGACCAAAGGCAAAGUUGGGGCCCCUGAGCAGGACACAGAGGAGCCCUGGGGCGUCCCUUCUCUGGGAAGGGACGACGAGCUCAUGGGGCUGCCCAGCUGGGACCCGGAGCCUGACCGUGACGGCCUGUACCACCCACCACCUGAGGAGGCCCAGGCCAAGGCAGGGCUCCGUUCUUGGUCACUGCCACCUCGCCAGGAGCUUCAGGGGCCAGAGGAGGAUCGAGACCACAUCUACCACCCCAGGGACGACUCCUGACCCCUGACCCUACCCCAACUGGAAAAAUAAACCUUGCAGAUGUGGA
Molecule: messenger RNA, 668 nt
Organism: Prionailurus viverrinus (fishing cat)
Lineage: Eukaryota; Metazoa; Chordata; Mammalia; Carnivora; Felidae
Gene: PRAP1
Product: proline rich acidic protein 1
Exons: 4
Coding region: 281-622 (113 amino acids)
Source: RefSeq, a predicted model, not a curated record